Lagenorhynchus albirostris (white-beaked dolphin) is the source of this 6245-nucleotide messenger RNA. It is a transcript of the gene PRDM15, whose product is annotated as PR/SET domain 15. The record is from RefSeq and is a predicted model, not a curated record. Gene Ontology annotation, molecular function: DNA-binding transcription factor activity; RNA polymerase II cis-regulatory region sequence-specific DNA binding; histone deacetylase binding. Gene Ontology annotation, biological process: regulation of transcription by RNA polymerase II; cell fate commitment. Gene Ontology annotation, cellular component: cytoplasm; nucleus. Bases 6 to 3665 code for a protein of 1219 amino acids. Lineage: Eukaryota; Metazoa; Chordata; Mammalia; Artiodactyla; Delphinidae. The transcript is spliced from 23 exons.
UGGUGAUGGCGGAAGAUGGGAACGAGGAGAUCAUGUUCAUCUGGUGUGAAGACUGCAGCCAGUACCACGACUCUGAAUGUCCCGAGCUGGGCCCAGUGGUCAUGGUCAAAGACUCCUUUGUGUUAAGCAGGGCAAGGUCAUCCCUUCCAUCCAACCUGGAGAUCAGACGCCUGGAAGAUGGAGCUGAGGGGGUGUUUGCUGUGACCCAACUCGUCAAGCGCACACAGUUUGGCCCAUUUGAGUCGAGGAGAGUCGCCAAAUGGGAGAAGGAGUCUGCGUUUCCAUUGAAGGUGUUCCAGAAGGACGGGCACCCCGUGUGCUUCGACACCUCCAAUGAGGAUGACUGCAACUGGAUGAUGCUGGUGCGGCCGGCAGCGGAGCCCGGGCACCAGAACCUGACGGCCUUCCAGCACGGCAGCGACGUGUACUUCACCACCUCGCGUGACAUCCCCCCGGGCACCGAGCUGCGCGUGUGGUACGCGGCCUUCUACGCCAAGAGGAUGGACAAGCCCAUGCUGAGGCAGGCCUGCCCUGGGCUCCAUGCUGCAGGCACCCCAGAGAGCAGCACGCCAGUGGAGGCGGAACCCAGCCGGUGGGUGUGCAAGGUGUGUUCGGCCGCCUUCCUUGAGCUGCAGCUGCUGAAUGAGCACCUGUUGGGCCAUUUGGAACAAUCCAGGAGCGUCCCCCCAGCCGGCCAGCAGGAUUUGGCGGCGGAGAAGGAAGCAGACGUGCCCCGGGGGGAGCCUCCCGCAGUUCCCAAGAGUGUCAGUGCCGCCAAAGAGCAGAAGAAAAAGCCUCGAAGGGGGAGAAAACCCAAAGCAUCCAAGCCAGAGCAGCCUCUAGUUAUCGUGGAAGGCGAGGAGCCCGCAGAACAAGUGGCAGAGAUCAUGAGCGAGGUCGAGCCUGUGGCUGCGUCGCCGGACGAACGGAUCAUGGAGCUGGUUCUGGGGAAGCUGGCCGCCACCCCCAGCGACGCGAGCUCAGUGCCAAACAGGUUCCCGCACCAUCAGAGCGGCAGCAUCACCCUCAAGAGGAGCCUGAUUCUCUCGAGCCGCCACGGCAUCCGGCGGAAGCUGGUGCGGCAGCUGGGGGAGCACCGGCGGGUCUACCAGUGCAGCAUCUGCAGCAAGGUCUUCCAGAACAGCAGCAACCUCAGCAGGCACGUGCGCUCCCACGGCGACAAGCUGUUUAAAUGCGAGGAGUGCACCAAGCUGUUCAGCCGCAAGGAGAGCCUGAAGCAGCACGUCUCUUACAAGCACAGCAGGAACGAGGUCGACAGCGAGUACAGGUACCGGUGCGGCACCUGCGAGAAGACCUUCCGCAUCCAGAGCGCGCUGGAGUUUCACAACUGCCGGACAGAUGAUAAGACGUUCCAAUGUGAGAUGUGUUUCAGAUUCUUCUCCACCAACAGCAACCUUUCCAAGCACAAGAAGAAGCACGGGGACAAGAAGUUUGCCUGUGAAGUCUGCAACAAAAUGUUCUACCGCAAGGACGUCAUGCUGGACCACCAGAGGAGGCACCUGGAAGGAGUGCGGCGGGUGAAGAGGGAAGACGCGGAGGCCGGCGGUGCCGAGAACCUGGUGCGCUACAGGAAGGAGCCUUCGGGGUGCCCGGUGUGCGGCAAGGUGUUCUCCUGCAGGAGCAACAUGAACAAACACCUGCUGACGCACGGCGACAAGAAGUACACCUGUGAGAUCUGCGGGCGCAGGUUCUUCCGCGUGGACGUGCUCCGGGAUCACAUCCACGUCCACUUCAAGCUCCAGCCCUGGCGUUCACAGUCGCCUGGACGUGAGCAAAGCCUGAUGGCCCCACCGUCAGGGGGUGGGGUGUCCCAGGUGACCCGAGGGCACGGUUUCUGCAUCCGGCCUACAAAUCCCCGGUUAAAGCUCGCACCAAGCGUGUCAGAAAUUGGACGCGGUGACUGUUUGCCAGGACAUCGCGCUGAUGGACGACCAGCAGAGGGAGGAGUUCAUCGGCAAGAUCGGGAUCUCCUCGGAAGAAAACGACGGUACUUCCGACGAGAGCGCAGACUCGGAGCCUCACAAGUACAGCUGCAAGAGGUGUCAGGACGCCUGGGUGGCGGCAGCGCAGCGUUGGCCGCGGGGAUCCGGGCUGCGUGCGCACGAGAGCAGUGUGCGUGUCCACAGCUCACCUUCGGCCGCGGGAAGGAGUACCUGAAGCACAUCAUGGAGGUGCACAAGGAGAAGGGUUACGGCUGCAGCACCUGCCAUCGGCGCUUCGCCCUGAAGGCCACCUACCACGCCCACAUGGUCAUCCACCGCGAGAACCUGCCUGACCCCAACGUGCAGAAGUACAUCCACCCAUGUGAGAUCUGCGGGCGUAUCUUCAACAGCAUCGGAAACUUGGAGCGGCACAAACUUAUCCACACAGGUGUGAAAAGCCACGCCUGCGAGCAGUGUGGGAAGUCCUUUGCCAGGAAGGACAUGCUGAAGGAGCACAUGCGCGUGCAUGACAACAUCCGAGAGUACCUGUGCGCAGAGUGUGGGAAAGGCAUGAAGACCAAGCACGCGCUGCGCCACCACAUGAAACUGCACAAGGGCAUCAAGGAGUACGAGUGCAGGGAGUGCCACCGCAAGUUCGCGCAGAAGGUCAACAUGCUCAAGCACUACAAGCGGCACACGGGGAUUAAAGAUUUCAUGUGUGAACUGUGCGGAAAAACUUUCAGUGAGAGAAACACGAUGGAGACGCACAAGCUCAUCCACACGGUGGGCAAGCAGUGGACGUGCUCCGUGUGCGACAAGAAGUACGUCACCGAGUACAUGCUGCAGAAGCACGUGCAGCUCACCCACGACAAGGUAGAGGCCCAGAGCUGCCAGCUGUGCGGGACCAAGGUGUCCACCAGGGCUUCCAUGAGCAGACACAUGCGGCGCAAGCACCCCGAGGUCCUGGCCGUGAGGAUCGACGACCUGGACCACCUCCCCGAGACCACCACCAUCGACGCCUCCUCCAUCGGUAUCGUCCAGCCUGAGCUGAGCCUGGGGCAGGAGGAUCUGGCGGAAGGGAAGCACGUGAAAGCCGCCAGGAGGACUCACAAGAGGAAGCAGAAGCCAGAGGACGAGGCCGGGGCCACGGGGCCCGAGGAGGCCACCUUCAGCGAGUUCUCGGAGAAGGAGGCCACGUUCUCAGGCGGCGUCGGGGACGAGACCAGCUCCGCCGUGCAGAGCAUCCAGCAGGUGGUGGUGACGCUGGGCGACCCCAAUGUGACCACCCCGUCGAGCUCCGUCGGCCUGACCAACAUCACCGUGACCCCCAUCACCACCGCGGCCGGGACUCAGUUUACCAACCUCCAGCCGGUGGCCGUCGGGCACCUGACCACCCCGGAGCGCCAGCUGCAGCUGGACAACUCCAUCCUGACCGUGACCUUUGACACUGUCAGCGGCUCUGCCAUGCUGCACAACCGCCAGAACGACCUCCAGAUCCACCCCCAGCCGGAAGCCUCGAAUCCGCAGUCGGUGGCCCACUUCAUCAACCUGACCACCCUGGUUAACUCCAUCACGCCCCUGGGGAGCCAGCUCGGCGAGCAGCCUCCGCUCACCUGGCGGGCGGUGCCCCAGACAGACGUGCUGCCGGCCCCGGCCCCCGCCCCGCAGGCCGCCCAGCCCCCGGCGCCGGCCGAGCAGCAGCCGCAGAUGUACAGCUACUGAGUCACCCUGCGGGGACCUGGCGGAGAGAACCACGGGCAGGCGGUCUGCUUCUGUUUUUAUUUGAGAUUUGUUUGCCGGAUACCAAACGAAAAACGGAAACACCGCACGUUGCAGCAUCAGGACGGUUGACGUAGCUUUUGCAGCGUCAUCUCCAAAUUCACCAACAGCCAUCCCAGUCUGUCAGCUGAGCUCACAAGUGACCCCGAGCAGGUCCCCCUGAGGCCCCAUGUGCUCUGCGCAGCAAGGCCAGGCCCCCAGGCUUCCCCCCCGGAACGCGGAUGGGCGCAGGGUUUGGGAAAAGGAAACCCAGGGAGGAGCAGCGUGGUAAGACCCGUAUGUCACCAGGGAUGUAAGUGGCGUGUUUCAUGUUUCCCUUUCGGGCUCCGCUACUGUGUGGAAACGCAGCCGCUUUUCUCCUGUAGCUCCUGCACGUUUUUGCUAACGAGCAGAUAGGAGUUCAAGUCACGGCGACUCUCUUUGAAAUCUGAGUUGAGUCGAAUUCGUUCUGCACCUGUGGGCUGAAACCAUGUGGGAGGAUGCCCUGUGAGAGCGGACGCCCCUCCUCUGGCCUUCACGAGUUGCUCUCGGGCAAGGGGUCGCGUGAGGCUGCCGACCAAGGCGCCUUAGUGGUAGAAUUCGUGAAUCGAUUCUCAGUAUGCCUCUUUCCUUUUUUUUUUUUUAAACUUUACCUCGAGCACGCCUUGUGUGAUCGAGACUGCGGAGGCCACGUCGUUCUCUAUUUUCCUCUAACACACAGAAGUCGUUUGCACUGUGGGACUGCGGGUCCACGUCCAGCUCUACGCGGCUGCCCCGAUGCAGGGGCCGUGAGCCUCAUGCCGGCCCCUCUGGGGGUACCUCGGGGUUGUGUCUCAGGAUUCCCUGCCACCAAAUGUAUUUAUGAGGGCUGAGGCGUAGCCAGAAUCCCCCGCACUAGAGAACAGGGGAGAAAUUCAUGUCUUUUUUCUGUUUAAACUUUAAGUCCAAAGGUUGGUGUGUUUCAAGACCAGUUUUCUAUAAAAAUGUUGAAUGAACUUGGCUCUUUCCCCAAGAAAGGUAUAGGUUUUUUUGAAAUGUGAAGACAGUGCUAUUUCCUGCCAAGUAGUAUGAAAGCAGAAAGGCUAUUAGCUGAGCAGUAGAAGCGUCAGUGCCCCUAAUGAAUGAGUGAAUAAAUGUGCUGAGCGACGGGAGCUCUGCCCCUCCGGGGGACGCGCUUUCACACGUGUGCGCCCGUUUCAGAAGUGGCAGGUGAGGCUCUGGACCACCAAGGUGGCAGCCAGCAGCCAGCCCUCCCACGGCGCAGCCAGGGAAACAAAGAGGCGGGCAAAGAGGCUUGAUUUCUACCCUCCUGAUGCUUUAACGCUGUCCAGAAUGAAAUGAUACGUUUGUUUGCCUUACUUUGUCCUGAUCAGUAUUUGUCCCCGAUCCUGCAUUGUUUGGGAGACCAUCAGUAGCGGAUAAAUGAGGCAGAAUAACCUUACGCUGCUAGUGAGGCUACAGACGACCUGUUAUGCAAAAUGCAACGUUCUCAGCACUUCGCUUCAUUCCAAAUCGCACGAUUUUGAGGAGGGGGCUAGGCUUUGAUUUGUGCAAUACAUGCUUUCGUGAACUAAGUUCAUCACCCACGCGGCAUGUGAAAGGGGCUUCAGGAUUCGCCCUCCACACCCAGCUCACCGGUAACUCCCGACGACUCGCACCUCUGAAUUGGUAGUGGGGGAUUGUUUGACUUUUAAUUUAUGAUAAUUAUUUUUUAUGUUAUUUAUGUAUAUAAUUAACUGCUUUAUACCUAAUAGUUUCAUCAAAUGAACUUGGGCUGGGGGUGAUAUACUUUCUAAGUAUCGUCUCUGUUCUCCAAAUGUAAGUGGUCCAGGUAUCCGUGGCAUCAUCAAAAGCGCCGAGGUUCCUAAGGUAUUUUCUUAAAAAUCGCCGACCGUCCUUUUGCAUUUGCAGAAUGUAAGGGAUGAAAUGACCAAGUAAAAAAUCCAAACAUGAUUGAACACCCACUAGCAUUUAUCUUUUAUUCCUCUCCCCUAUGAAACAAAGGCCUUUUAAAUCACAAUUUUAUUUUUUUAAGAGAAGUUGUUUUUAUGCUUAGAGUAAGAACGCAUCAGAUGUCUUUAAAGAACCCGAUUUAGGUUGUGUGGCCCCUGUGUACCUCCCGCCGUUUAUUUAACUACACAGAUGCUUAAUCAUACUUCCUGUUAUAAUAAGAACUCUAAAUAAAAAGCAAAUUGACUCCUGAGUUUUCUGUAGAAAUAUUUGGUCUAAUAGGGUCACUGUCUGAGGCAAAAUAGGUUCAUGUUGUCUUAAAACGGUUGCUAUGAAUUUGCAUAUAAGACACUGGGAAGCAAAAAAUAAAAAAAUAAAAAGUACGACUCAGCCCAAAGAGUUACCAGCUGUAGACUGUUCCGCACCUCUGUCGCUGUUUGCUGAUGGAAAAGAUAUACUUUUUUUUAACUGAUCCCAGUGCACAGCUGUAUCCAUAGGAGGAAAUUGGAUGGAGCCGUUGUGACCACUGAGCUCUGUGAAUCCCUCGGGGUUAUUCUAAAUUAAUAAACAGAAGAUGCUUGGUUUUGGCCGGUG